AUGCAUACCUCUCUGCAAGUCAUAGUGACCCUGCUCAACCUCGUUCCUCUCAUCGCUGCGAUUCCGUCUUUCAUCGGGCACACUCGCAGCGACAACUUCACUAGGCUGCCACCGAGCGUAUCCACUUAUCAGCAAGAGCUCGGGCCCCGCUUGUCCAAGAAUGCUACGCUUUACUUUCCGAAUAGUUCCGGCUACAUAAACGACACGGAAAGGUGGGCUGCGAAUACGAAAUCAAACUUCUCCGUCGUUGUUGUACCGGGGACAGCUCAAGAUGUAGGGGCAACGGUCAGUUUCGCGGACACCUACAAUGUACCUUUCCUUGCGGUCAAUAAAGGUCACGGUGGUGCGGCUGGAUUGGCGACGGUCUACAACGGCAUUCAGAUUUACGUCCGCGCUCUAGAUGACAUUGAGGUUUCAGAGGACGGUAAUUCUGCCUCGAUGGGUGGUGGCGUUUAUCAGGAUCAGCUCGUCAAUUAUCUUUUUGAUCGCGGCAAAGCUGCAUGUUCGUAA
Letharia lupina is the source of this 510-nucleotide messenger RNA. RefSeq lists its product as uncharacterized. The record is from RefSeq and is a predicted model, not a curated record. NCBI's taxonomy places the organism in Eukaryota, Fungi, Ascomycota, Lecanoromycetes, Lecanorales, Parmeliaceae. The transcript is spliced from 2 exons. Bases 1 to 510 code for a protein of 169 amino acids. Gene Ontology annotation, molecular function: flavin adenine dinucleotide binding.